UAUACCCCUUGGUCAAAGAACAGCCCCUCUUCUUCCCUCUCCUAUGGGGAGAGGUACGUUUAGAAAGGUCUCCCCCUCUGCUUCAAAGUGUACUACAGCUCUCUCAUUGAGAUUGAGGAGGGGUCCUGAUCAAUCAGUGAAUCCAAUCAACACUGUAAACUUCUCUCAAUCUCCAAAGCCAUAUCAAAUCUGUAGCAAUGUCAUCAACCUCGAACCAGCUUCACUUUGUAUUUAUCCCAUCACUGGAUCAAGGUCCUAUGAUAGAUAUGGCUAAGUUAUUCGCCGAGAAUGGCAUGAUGGUGAGCUUGGUCACAAACUCUCACUGGCCCCCUCAAUUCCAGUCAACCAUUCAUCAAGCAAAAGGAUCCGGGCUUCAAAUUCAGCUCCUAGAAAUCCCCUCACAAGGAUUUGACAUUCCCGGUAUCGGCCAAAUCCUACUUAACAAGCUGCGAGAGCAUAUGCCUCUUCCACCUCCACCUCCACCUCCACCUGGGUUUAGAUUUUGUCCCUCUGAUGCGGAACUAAUUCACUACGUGCAGAAGAAGAUAGACGACCCGAGGUUGACCUUUGAACACAUAAAAGAGAUCGACUUUUACGAAGAUAACCCUGAACAACUGGCGCUUCAAUAUGAAGGUACAGAGACUGCAGACGGGAGGAAGGAAUGGUACUUCAUAACACCAAGGAAAACAAAGCGAAAAGCCGGUGAUGGACAUUGGAAAACAACUAUAAAGACCAUCGACGUGAUAUGCCAGGGUACUGUUGGACAAAAGGCGGGGCAAGUGGCUUUCUACAAAGGAACAACUAACAAGACUAACAGGCCUAUCAGGACCAGUUGGAAAAUGGACGAAUAUACAAUGCCAAGGGACGAAUGGGCUCUUUGUAGACUUUAUAUUUCUGCCCCGAAAACGCAGUCUGUGCCUCCUCCUGUUGUUCAACCCACAGAUAUGUUGACAAAUCUUUCUCCCUCAGAGAGCUUGUGUAAGCCUCUUGACAAUCCUCCCAUAGGAACACAUCUGAUGCCUGACAAUUCUCAUCCCACUUAUAGCGUGAUGUCCAAACCACAUAACCAGUUGCCAAUUCCUUCUCCUGCUGAUCCCUCAACGAGCUUGUAUAACUGGCAGGUGCUGCAGGUUGAUCAUCCCACAACCAGCACACGGAACAUUUUCGAGCCAAAUUCUGGUGGAGAAGAAACUGGUGAUUUUUACUGGCAAGAACCAAUUGACAAAUAUUCUGAGGAACUUCAAUAUAAUAAUUACUUUGAGGAUACUCCUCCUGCUGUUCAACCCACAGACAUGAUAACAAAUUUUUCUCCCUCAGAGAGCUUGAGUAAGCCUCUUGACAAUCCUCCCAUAGCAACGCAUCUGAUGCCUGACAGUUCUCAUCCCACAUAUAGCGUGAUGUCCAAUCCACAUAACCAGUUGCCAAUUCCUUCUCCUUCUGAUCCCUCAGCGAGCUUGUAUAACUGGCAGGUGCCGCAGGUUGAUCAUCCCACAACCAGCAAACAUGUUCAUCAUCGCACACCGAACAUUUUUGAGCCAAAUUCUCGUGGAGAAGAAACUAGUGAUUUUUACUGGCAAGAACCAAUUGACAAAUAUUAUGAGGUACUUGAAUAUACUAAUUACUUUGACGAUGCUUCUCAAAACCUCCCUGAAAAUCUCAUGGAAUUACGAUUUAAUUUCGAGGAUGGAAUGAUUCCCCAUCCCACAAACCUUUAAGAGAGUAUAUAUAAAAAUUAUUUUUUUAAGAUGUAUUCACAAUAAGUUUUCUUGGUGGUGGAUAAGUUAGUGCUGCUGUUAGUUGGAUUGUUGUUGUCUUGGUGGAUAAGAGCCUCUCCAAUUAUGUAUAACUCUUUUUUAUUUUAUUUUUUUAUUUUUAUUUUUAUGUAAAUAUGAUGUGUCAAAAUAAAUUUGUACAAAAUUUUUGAAUUGUUUA
Messenger RNA from Cornus florida, 1932 nucleotides. RefSeq lists its product as uncharacterized. Bases 198 to 1715 code for a protein of 505 amino acids. The transcript has 3 exons. NCBI's taxonomy places the organism in Eukaryota, Viridiplantae, Streptophyta, Magnoliopsida, Cornales, Cornaceae. Gene Ontology annotation, molecular function: DNA binding. Gene Ontology annotation, biological process: regulation of DNA-templated transcription. The record is from RefSeq and is a predicted model, not a curated record.